This is a messenger RNA of Xenopus tropicalis (tropical clawed frog), 4357 nucleotides long. It is a transcript of the gene znf710, whose product is annotated as zinc finger protein 710. Lineage: Eukaryota; Metazoa; Chordata; Amphibia; Anura; Pipidae. The record is from RefSeq and is a predicted model, not a curated record. Gene Ontology annotation, cellular component: nucleus. Bases 404 to 2416 code for a protein of 670 amino acids. The transcript is spliced from 5 exons.
UGUCCUGAUUCAGCACAGUUGUAACAGUGUAGCACAUUUAAUACAUCCCUCUCCCAAAAGAAUGAUUUAUUAUAAGCCGCACGUUAUACAAUCAUAAUGCUACAUGUUUGUAUUAUUGUUUUUUAUCUCUAAGUUAUAUAAACUCACUGUGCCUGCCUUCACCCUACUGCAUAUGCCUAUAAGUGCCAGUGGCCUAAGUUCUGCUGUGUGGUUAAGAAACCAACAGAAAACAGAUGUAUAUCCUUAUAUAAAUGAAUAUGAUGAAGGAGGCAGAGGACAAAAAUUGGCAACCUCCAGGGAACAGGCAUGAGCUGAUGCAGCCGGCAUUUAAUCCAUACAGCUGUGAGAACAAUCACACUUGUGUAUUUCCUGUUCCAGUGAGAGGGGAAGGUGCAGCAACUUGAUGGUAUGUAAAAUGGAGCGGUUUACGGAAUUUGGCACUCAGACGGAUGCAGUGGUGGUGCUUUCUUUAGCACAAGCAGCAGUUCUAGGGCUGGUGUCAGAUAAUGAGCUUUUUGGUGCCACCAUUAGUCUUAGCGGCUUCUUCCCAGCCUCUAGGAGUGAAUUUUCAGAAAAUGGGCCCAUUGAGGCUGAACAACCAGAAGGUGAGCCUUACCUGAACACAGGAACAAGGGUUGCUGCUGAACCUCAAGAGGAUGAGGCCUUGGACUCUGAAAAGCUCACAAGGAGGAAGAAAAGGCCACCAGUAAGGGUGGUGCCAAAAAUUAAAUAUGAAAAAACAGAAGAGGGGGAAGAGGAAGAAGGCAAAAUAUACCAGGUAACAGUUCAACCUGAUAAAGAAGAAAAAGAACCAGAAGGAAAGCCAUUACAGAAUGUCCAGGAACAAGCAAGUGAAAGCUCUGUGCAGAGCAGCAGUGUGAAAAUGAUUGACCUCGGUUCAUUUCGCAGGAGGCCACGAAGACUUCGCCACUUAAAGGAGAGACAGCGUCAUGAGAUAGAGACGGAUUACCAACACCUACAACACUUACAGCAUCCAGUGCAGAACACAUACCCUCUUCCUUCUAUUCCAAUGAUUCCAGGAAACCCCAGCAUGGAAAACAUGCAGAGGCAAUGUAGCUUUGGUUCUAGUUUGCUUCCACCUAAUGACACAGUUGGUCCAGCUGUGGGAUCCCCAAAAACAGAAGACCAUGGACAAAACUAUGUAUGGCACGAGCCUAAUGAAUUUGAAACAGACACCGCUGAAUCUAUUGAGCGCAACAAAAAGGCUCAACUGGACCGUCUAGAUAUAAAUGUUCAGAUUGAUGAUUCCUAUUUGGUGGAAGCUGGAGACCGGCAAAAGCGGUGGCAGUGCCGUAUGUGUGAAAAAUCCUAUACCUCAAAGUACAAUCUAGUUACACACAUUUUGGGUCAUAGUGGAAUCAAACCUCACUCCUGCCCCCAUUGCAAUAAACUCUUCAAACAGCCAAGCCACCUGCAAACACACCUUCUCACGCACCAAGGCACUAGGCCACACAAGUGUGAGGUUUGCAAUAAGGCCUUCACACAGACUAGCCACCUAAAAAGGCAUAUGCUGCUUCAUACAGACAUUAAACCUUACAGCUGUCGAUUCUGUGGUCGUGGCUUUGCUUACCCAAGUGAGUUAAAAGCUCAUGAAGUAAAGCAUGAGAAUGGGCGCUGCCAUGUUUGUGUUGAGUGCGGCCUGGACUUUGCCACCCUGACACAAUUAAAACGCCACAUCUCUUCACACCAGGGUCCUACCAUGUACCAGUGUAUGGAGUGCAACAAGUCAUUCCACUACCGCAGUCAGUUGCAAAACCAUAUGUUGAAGCACCAGAAUGUUCGACCAUUUGUUUGUAAAGAGUGUGGCAUGGAGUUCAGCCAGAUCCAUCAUCUUAAGCAGCACUCACUGACUCACAAGGGAGUAAAGGAGUUUAAGUGUGAGGUAUGUGGGCGGGAAUUCACCCUGCAUGCCAAUAUGAAGCGCCACAUGUUGAUCCAUGCCAGUGUCCGUCCAUUCCAGUGCCAUAUCUGCUUUAAGACGUUUGUGCAGAAGCAAACGCUGAAGACUCAUAUGAUAGUCCACUCCCCUGUCAAGCCCUUCAAAUGCAAGGUUUGUGGGAAGUCCUUUAACCGCAUGUACAACCUGCUGGGUCAUAUGCACCUGCAUGCUGGAUAUAAGCCCUUCAAGUGUCCCUAUUGUUCCAGCAAGUUCAACCUGAAGGGAAAUUUGAGCCGUCACAUGAAGGUGAAGCAUGGAGUUAUGGACAUUGGUUUAGACAGCCAAGAUCCCAUGAUGGACCUGCCAGACCAAGAUGCUCGUGACAUGGAUGGCCAUCAAGAAAUGGAGGAUUAUGAGGAAAGUUCCUAUGGCUACAGAGAAGCAGAGAAUACUGCAGAGAACCAUGUGCUGACUGAACAGACCAUGAAGGAAAUGGUCUAUUACAAUGUAUUGUAGUUGAAAAGCAUUGAUCUUUAUGUGAAGAAUGAGCUCUCUGAUACACAUGGGAUACUUGUCCCAGAUGGUCUUUUGUUUCAUUCUUCCAAUGUUGGAAAACAAAUCAGAGCUUGACCUCUAUGAGAAAACAGCCUGUAUUUGUUGUGAUCGUAUGUCUUAGAGAAAUGGUGGAGGCACCGGAGGAGAAAUCACGUGAUUCUGCUUGUCCACUGCGUCAUUGGUUUUCUGAAGAUGGCACUUGGCUGAGUUCUCUAGGCUGUGAGACGCCUGUUUGCCUUGAUUAGAAAAUAAUCUGUACUGUAGGACACUAGAGGAGUCAGGGUGAGGGCCAGGCACAGACUUGGCUUUUGUCUUUCUGUAGUUUGAGCACUGGUAUAUCCAACUUUCUGUUUUCAGUGUCACUUGGACUAGGGGUGUCCUCUGACCUUAAAACACAGGCAGCCCAUAGAUGUUUUUAGGGGCAGCUACUCAUUCUGUUUUACUUUCAAGAUGCUUUACACUCUUACACUGAGGGGAAUCUCAUGUGGGGUUGGAACAGAACUGUUAAAAAUGUGAAUUAAACCCAAAAACCACCUUAGAGUAAAGGGAAAGACUUGCUGGUAGAGUAUUACCAUUUAACUGCCACUAUCUGCAGCAGGUAAUCACCUUCCAUGUUUUACCUACAGCGUAACAGUAACAGGUGGUUUAGUGAUAAUGUGAGGGGAAUUUCUUUAUUUGAACUGCAGUGUAAUCAGCUCUACCUCUGCACUGUUCCGACUUUGAGCCUGACCUAUAUUAACUACAUGUUUUGCAGCUGCCCAGAGGCAGUUGAGUUAAAGUGAAAUAUAGGCAGGCAUCUAAACUCUACUAUCUGUCCCAUACCCCUCAACCAUACAACACAAAGAGAAGGGUUCUAUGUAAAUAAGGUAUUACAACCUCUUGUGGAUUUACUGCUUUCUACUAAAGAUGAAAAGUGGAAACACAGGGGAGUAGAGAGUGUUGGGGAUACUGGAACAGAAACCUCAUUUUCACUACUGUGUCAUUAACCCCUAUUUCUCUGGUCAAACAGUGCACCCAUACCUCUCACUCUCCAUAACCUUGUGUCUAUGUAGCCUUAGUACCAAACUUCUAACUUCUCAAGAAAAGCACUUAACCAAUAAUCUUGUUAAGUAGGAUCUAGAAGAUUCUUGUUCAGGCUGGUCAUACAUAUCCACAUACACAGCCAUUCCAUGGACUGCUAGAUAUUCAGGUCCAUAGCCAGUUAUAUGCUGCACAACUGGUGGGCCAAAGGAUCAGAUUAUGGAGGCCAUGCAAAGUUGGUGGAUAUUACUGCAUAAAUCUGCUUACACUGUCAUAGGCCUACUGGGUUUUCAUAGAAGACCAAAGAAUUAAAAUCAGAUUGUUCUUAUUUGGGCAAGAACUGAUCAUUUGCAGAUCAUACUUAGAACAUUGUUGGGCCCGUUUGGUCAAAAACAACCCUUUGGCAUCCUGUUUAAAUCACAUCAUUGGUAGGGGUCCACGUCCUCCAGUUUCUAAAGCUGUUUAGAUCACCCACAUGUAUGAGAAUAAACAUAUUCAGGAAGACCCACUGCUAAAUUAAACCUUUUUCUGCCAAGGCUUUUAUCAGAAAUUAGGGCACCCCUUUAUGCCAACGUGGUCAUACCUCAUUUUGCCCAAACACACUGGUCCACUCAAGCUUUUUGUCUUGAUAAUAGGAGAGAAAAUAUUUGAAAAGUAACUAAAAUAUCAAAAAAAGUUGUUUUUUUUUAUACUUGUAUCAUUGCACAGAAUUGUUGUAAAUGUUUUUUUUUAAUGUUCAGAGCUGAUUCUGUCUCCUACAAUGGGUAUGGGGAGUGGAUCACACAAUGCCAAGGUUACCAGGAAGGACUGAAUAGUUAUUCUGCAUAGGACUGCUGUACACAGUGAUUCCAGUGAUUCCAGCAGAUACCACAAAGCAGUGCU